AUGGAGUGGAAGUUAGAAAGAUCCGCAGCCCAGAAGGUCAAGACGGAUGAAGAUGUGUUGUGGGCAAAAAUCAUGAAAGCGCUUGGAACAGAUCUCAGAAAGAUCAGGAAACCACAUCUACAGACGCUGACUAAGGGCAUCGUUGAUACAGAGCUUCUGCCUGACGAACACACAUCGCAAGUGGAUAAUCGGGAGUUUCCAAUAACCGAGACUCCAGGCAAGACUUCAUAUUCACAUUUUAAAAGCUAUAUUGUGAAGAAGCUGGCAUCCCAAAUUCCAGUUGCUAGUAGCCCAAUUUCCACAAGAUGGCAGCAGGUGUGUGUCAGAAACCAAGCAGAGCAGUCCUUUGCAGAAUCUCCUCCAACAGAGCUUUCCACCUCAGGUGAUGGGUCUGACCUGACAGGGCCCUUUGGGAGGAUCACAGCAAUUCCAGUGUCUUCUAAGAUACUUCUUGAAACCACUGGCAAUGAAUCCAUAACAUUUACUAGUAACACUAAAUUGUAUGAAAGAAACAAAACACAGAAACAGGAAUGGCUCCAUCAGAUGUUCCCUUCCACUGAAGGGAAUGGGAAUCGUGGCUUUUCAGAAAAAGGAAACAUCAGGAUCUGUGGAAAACCCAAGUGCCUUUGGAAAGGUUGCAAGGAUGCAAGCAAGGCUGAAUGUGGUAUUCAGAGCAUUUCAGCUCAUGCGAAUGGCUUUUCACUACUGGAGCCACAGAUUCGGUUUCACAUCACUGGUUUACGCAAUGACUACUACCUAAACCUAUUGGAUUGGAGCCAAGGGAAUCUCAUUGCUCUUGCUCUAGGAUCUGCUGUACACAUCUGGAAUGGAGAAAGAAACCAAAAUAUGGAAAGCCUAGAUUUAUGUUCCCGUUACAAAUAUAUCGCUUCUGUAGCGUGGAUGAAAGAAAAUGCUUAUCUUGCAUUCGGCACAAGUGAUGGAGAAGUGCAGUUGUGGGACAUUGAAACUCAAAAGAGGCUGCAAAAUAUGUAUGGCCACAUGUCUGUAGUUGGAGCCAUGAGUUGGAAUGGGUAUAUGCUUAGCAGUGGUUCAAGGCUAGGAUAUGUUUAUCAUCAUGAUGUCCGGGUGGCUCAACGUCACAUUGGGAUGGCGCGGCAAAGCAAGCAGAGUGUUUGCGGCCUCCAGUGGUCCCCAGACAACAAACUACUGGCUUGUGGUUCUAGUGAUGGUCUACUGAAUAUUUGGUCUAAUCAUCAAUGUGGAACAAUACAGUGUAAGCCAGUGACCUCCAUACUCCAUUCCUCAGCAGUAAAGGCAAUGUUGUGGUGUCCAUGGCAAUCUGCAGUAAUAGCCACAGGAGGUGGAAUGAAGGACAGAUCUUUGCACAUCUGGAACAUAAGCAGCCCAGAAGACCUCAAAACUGUAAAUACAGAAUCUCAGAUAUGUUCCCUGGUCUGGUUACCAAAGACUGAAGAUAUAGUGACGGGGCAAGGCCACCCUUACAAUAAGAUGAAUAUCUGGAAGUAUCCUGUGCUUUCAAAUUCAGCAGAGUAUUAUGAUCACAAAGGAAGAGUUUUGCAUAUGGCAGUGAGCCCAGAAGGAAACAGGAUCUUUACUGCUGCAGCUGAUGGGACGGCCUAUGUGUGGAAGUGCAGGCUGUAAGCAAGCACAGUGUUAUCUUCAGAAAGAAAAUAGUUCCCAUUCCCUCUAAUGGCUCUU
Elgaria multicarinata webbii is the source of this 1680-nucleotide messenger RNA. RefSeq names its product cell division cycle 20B (gene CDC20B). Gene Ontology annotation, cellular component: anaphase-promoting complex. Gene Ontology annotation, biological process: positive regulation of ubiquitin protein ligase activity; anaphase-promoting complex-dependent catabolic process; positive regulation of anaphase-promoting complex-dependent catabolic process. NCBI's taxonomy places the organism in Eukaryota, Metazoa, Chordata, Lepidosauria, Squamata, Anguidae. The record is from RefSeq and is a predicted model, not a curated record. Bases 1 to 1623 code for a protein of 540 amino acids. Gene Ontology annotation, molecular function: ubiquitin ligase activator activity; protein binding; anaphase-promoting complex binding. The transcript has 13 exons.